Molecule: messenger RNA, 994 nt
Organism: Sarcophilus harrisii (Tasmanian devil)
Lineage: Eukaryota; Metazoa; Chordata; Mammalia; Dasyuromorphia; Dasyuridae
Gene: MAD2L2
Product: mitotic arrest deficient 2 like 2
Exons: 9
Coding region: 98-733 (211 amino acids)
Cellular component (GO): zeta DNA polymerase complex
Source: RefSeq, a predicted model, not a curated record
UGCUUCCCGCCGCCCCCCCCCCCACGAUCCCGAGAUCCCCGGCGGGGACGCGGACGCGGACGCUGAAGUUUCCCGGGCGCCGCCGCGGGCCGGCAGCAUGACCACCCUCACGCGGCAGGACCUUAACUUCGGACAAGUCGUGGCUGACGUUCUCUGCGAGUUCUUGGAAGUGGCCGUGCACCUCAUUCUCUAUGUCCGGGAAGUUUACCCGAUUGGGAUCUUUCAGAAGAGGAAGAAGUACAAUGUUCCUGUCCAGAUGUCCUGCCAUCCGGAGCUGAAUCAGUACAUUCAAGAUACCCUUCACUGUGUAAAGCCCCUGCUGGAGAAGAAUGAUGUGGAGAAGGUCGUGGUGGUGAUUUUGGACAAAGAGCACCACCCAGUGGAGAGAUUCGUUUUUGAAAUCACUCAGCCUCCCUUGCUUUCUAUCAGCUCAGAUUCUCUGCUGUCCCAUGUGGAGCAGCUCCUUCGGGCCUUCAUCCUGAAGAUCAGUGUCUGUGACGCUGUCCUGGACCACAACCCCCCAGGUUGUACCUUCACUGUCUUGGUCCACACGCGGGAAGCGGCCACACGAAACAUGGAGAAGAUUCAGGUGAUCAAGGACUUCCCCUGGAUCUUGGCAGAUGAGCAAGAUGUGCACAUGCAUGAUCCCCGGCUAAUCCCACUGAAGACCAUGACCUCAGACAUUUUAAAGAUGCAACUGUAUGUGGAGGAGAGGGCUCACAAGAGCAGCUGAAGCAGGCUCCCCCAGCUAACGCAGGACUGGACUUUGGCAGCCGUCAUGGGCCCCUCCUGGCCCAGAACUGCACCCCUGAGAGACUAGGCUGGAGACUGGGUCCCUCUGCCAUCUCUGGUCACAUGCCUACCAGCCUUGGAGUCCCAGGGAGGGCAUGGAGAGAAUAUAAAACCUGUUCUCUGCCAUCCUUAGGGCCUCUGGACAUAAAUGGCCAUUGUACAUGGGACUGUUUUUGUUUCAAUAAAAGACCUGAGGGCAGCA